AUGAACAAAGACUCGUCCUUCACGUACGUGCACAUGUCCAACGCCUCCGACGCGGACCUCUUUGAGGACUUCUGCAAGGACAAGCUGCCGGCGGACGACAUCUUUGUGCCGCUGCAGCACCAGCCGCUGAACCCGGAGGACGAGGACGACGUGGUGCCCGAUCAGCAUGCCGCGUUUGGGAUCACGCGCGCGACGAGGGAGGUGAGGGGGGCGGCGUGGAAGGAUCUGGGCCUGGGGGAGCUGAUGACGAAGGGACCGCCCAAGGGCGCGAGUGCCAACGGCAUGCCAAGAUAG
Molecule: messenger RNA, 294 nt
Organism: Metarhizium album ARSEF 1941
Lineage: Eukaryota; Fungi; Ascomycota; Sordariomycetes; Hypocreales; Clavicipitaceae
Product: Protein kinase
Exons: 2
Coding region: 1-294 (97 amino acids)
Biological process (GO): positive regulation of mitotic metaphase/anaphase transition
Cellular component (GO): anaphase-promoting complex
Source: RefSeq, a predicted model, not a curated record